GAGAUGUAAAUGGUGACAAUGACGUUUGACACACUUCUGUUUUUUAUAUUUUAGCUAUUAAUUUGCAAGAGGCAACUACAUAAAAGAAGCCGGAAACACGCUAAACCUCUGAGAAACAUUAUUACAGCGCUAUCGUAAUGAGCAAACAAGUGGAUGUCAAGGCGUUAGUGUCACACGUAGUCCGCGGCGACGGUGUGCAAAGAUGUAGAAUAUGUAUGGGAGAUACAUCCGAAGGGCAAGUUCAUUUAGAAGAUACGGUGAUGAUGGACGGAGAUAAACCCAUCACAUUAUCAGAAUUACUAGAAACAGUCACCGGAGUUCAGGUGGUGCUCGAGGGGGACCUGCCUCCUGGAGUGUGUCCGGCCUGUCUCAUGUGUGCUCUGAGUGCUGCAGAGUUCCGAUCCCUGUGCCAGCAGGCCGCCAGCCAAUGGGAACUGACCGUGGAACUCCUGAAUGGCCUCACCUCACAAUGUGAUGGAGAGAAGACUAUAUUUGCAUUAUUAGAAAAAAGCCAAAUGAUUGUCAUCAAAGAUAACACUUGCAUCAAAACUAUGAAUAUAGUCGACAGAUUGAAUGAGCACUUGACUGAACCAAAGAAGGCCGAGUCUCCCAUAUCCUGCUCUUGCCCAAACUGCGGCAAGCAGUUCCAAUAUGCCCAUCAGUUGAGCCACCAUUUGAAAGAAUCCAUGGAUAUGCAACGGGCUUGUUAUAUUUGUGCCAAAAUCAUGUCCCGAAGUGAAUUAAUCCAACACAUGCAUCAGGUACAUGACAAGGAAUCAUUUGAUUGUAAGAAGUGCCCGGCAGUUCUGUGCUCCUACAGCCAGUACAAGCUACAUUUGGCCAAAUCACAUUUCCAUACAGCGUGUAUGUGUGUCGAAUGUGGACGCAGCUUCCAAACUCAGAACGCGUUCCACGCUCACGUGUCCGUCCACCGACCUCAAACCUGCCCGAGCUGUAACAAGCUGUUCCGCAACCAAACCUGUUACGUUCAUCACGUGAAAUGGUGCUGCAAUCUGGACAAGAAUAGAGAGGACACCUUCAAAACCAAGACCAAAGUGACCGUGGAAGUGAAAAACGAAGUCAGCAAGCGGAAGAUCAAAGUUGGUCUACGGGGGAGCGCAAACCAGCAGUGCAUAUGCGACUACUGCGGCAAGAAGUUCGCUGGGAAGAAGUUCGUCGCUGCUCACAUCCAGAUAGUUCACAUGAAGAACACACACCGACCUUGUGUUUAUUGCGGCAAGUUGCUGGCGGCGGCACACAUGUCGGAGCACGUGAAGUAUCACGAGGAGGACAGGUCGUUCACCUGUCAGCAUUGCGGCGUGGUGCUUAAAACUAGGCUGGGCUACACGCAGCACAUACGCCUGCACACCGGUGAAAGGCCGUACGCCUGCAAAUUCUGCGGUCAAACUUUCUCAGCGUCCUCGCGAAGAUCGGAACAUAUACGUAAAGCGCACAAGAGCUCUGACAUCGUGUUGAAACACGCCUGUCAAUACUGUCCAGCGAGGUUCCGUCUUCCGUACCGACUGAAGAAGCACCUGGUAGCUGUUCACAACAACGAAGACCAAAGCUUGGAUUACGAGUGCGCUGAGUGCCACGAAAAGUUCGGAUCCUGUCGUGGUCUCUUGCAUCACAGCCGGAAACACCAAAACGUGAAAUUCCUGCCAAAGAGAAAGGAGAGAUGUGUCUUUAAAGUCUUCAGCGAUGUGAACAGAAAAGAUGUGGUGCUGGAGGAAUGGGAACUGCCACGAGGGUUGUGCUGCGAUUGUUCCGAAACCGCCCUCACAGCAUAUCAGUUCAGGCAGCUUUGCAAACAGUCCGACAACCAUUGGAGGAGGUCCAUGGAAGUCAUAAACAAAGCCACACUGAUACCGCGCGACCAUAAAACCUUGUAUAUAUCGUACGCAGACGAAGUUGUAUAUAAAGAUGAUGGGAUAACGAAUUCAGCGAUGGCGGCCGCCAGACUUAAUGCCAUCAGGAAAGGUGCUAACCGGCCGAGAUACAAGAAGCACGUGAAAAUUAGCGGUGAAACGAAAUGCCGCGAUUGUGGCAAAAAAUUCCCUCUACCAUACUACCUGAACAGACAUCUGAAAAGCACACCAAAGCGGGCCUGCACUCAGUGUGGCGAGGUGAUGCUUAAGGAGAAACUGGCUAGGCAUUUGGAAACUAUACACCAGAUACAUGUUUUUUACUGCGACAUCUGUCACCAGCUGUUCAAUGACUUAUGCGGUUUGGGGCGACACAGGGAGGUUUAUCACAGAGAUAGCGCAUUGGAAUGCAAGGUGUGCAGGAACGGCUUCACCAGCGACAGAUCGCUGGCGGCUCACAUGUACUCGCACACAUUAUUUAACUGCUCGUCCUGCAACAGAGCGUUCGAGAAUCGCAAGUGCUAUAUUUACCAUAAAAGCGAAUGCACCGGAAGGAAGUCCUACACCCAGAACCUUUAUGAAUGUCAUGAUUGUGGUAGCAAAUACACCAAGAAACCCUCGCUGAGGAUACAUAUAGUGCAGAAACAUCUGAAUGUCCUGCCGUUUGUCUGCCAGACUUGCGGGAAGAGGUGUUCCACUAGGAACCAUUUGAGGUCUCAUGAGCUGGUUCACAAGACCGAGAGACAGGUCUACGAGUGUUACUGCGGUGCAAAAAUGCGAUCGGCUCUCGGCUUUGAGAUGCACCAGAGGAUUCAUUCGGGGGAGAAGCGAUAUGUUUGCGAGGAGUGUGGAGACAGGUUCCUCUCGGCCUCGAGGAGGUUGGACCACGUCAAGAGGAAGCACAGAUCUAAAGAGUUAGCCCACGGCUGCGACAAAUGCGAUGCCAAAUUCCUGAGAGAGGAGCUUUACGUACCCAAGGGUAUCUGCAUCGGGUGCUCCAGUGUGGCGAUCUCGGCCUUCGAGUUCCGGAUAUUCACCAGGAACUCGGUCAGUCUGUGGAGGAACUGCAUCAACACCAUAGACACGUUGCCGAAAAUGUCAUGCAAUAAGUCCGUAUACGCCAUCCUGAGGGGAAAUAUGUCGCUGCAGGCGGUGAACAGCUUCAACGGCGGGAAGACGGAGCUGGUGGAACAUCUCUCGAACCGUCUGACCAAGAAGAAACCUUUAGUAGUGGAGAAGAAGCCGAGACAUCCCAGAACGGGGCCGGCCUGCACUUGUGUCGACUGCGGAAAGGCGUUCCUAAGUCCUUACUACUUGAAUCUACAUUUGCGCAACAGCGGACAGAAGGAGGCCUGCUGGCUGUGCGGGGCCAUGGUGGUCAGGGGCAGAGAGAUGAAGGAGCAUUUGUCAACAAUACACAAGACUGAUAUGAUUCUAUGUCCGGAUUGUCCCACGUUGUUGAAAAGCGAACAGGAAUGCAAGAGGCAUCUCAAGAAGUGCCACGGCCCGGGGAAUUUGACGUGUGCGGACUGCGGCAGGACCUUCCAGAGGCAGACCUCCUUCGAGGUGCACACGCAGAUGCACACCGUCAGGACCUGCAGGGCCUGUGGCGCGCAGUUCACCAAUCGCGGCUGUUACAGAGAGCACAGAUCCAAAUGCGAACCGGACGCGAAGCCAGACAGGAAGUCGGUCCCGAGGAGCCGGAGGUCAAACGUCCGCGACCCGGCCACAUUCACGUGCGACUACUGCUCGAAGACGUACCACUCGCGGCCGCAGCUGAAGAAUCACAUAAUGUGGAUACACAUGGACGUGAGGCCGCAUCAGUGCCAGUGGUGCGGGAAGAGGUUCUACACGCCGGCGCGUCUGGCCGAGCACAUGGUGGUUCAUACGAGGGUUAGAAACUUCGAGUGUGACAUCUGCGGUGCGAAACUGGUCUCCAAGAUGGCGGCCGUGUAUCACAGGCGAAGACAUACGGGGGAGAGACCCUACGAGUGUCCGGAUUGUGGGGAGAGGUUCAUAUCGUCGUCCAGGAGGUCGGAGCACGCCAAGAGGAGGCACAACAGAGGUCUCAGGUUCCAAUGCCCCCACUGUCACGCCUCGUUCGUCAGGAGCCACGAGCUGAAGAAGCACACAGACAAAGUCCACAACACGGACGAGCUGAGAGUUAAGAAAGACAAGAACUGCUUAGAGAAAGUUUGAAUGGAACUUAACAAGAGGUCAAAGACCGCCGACAGCAAUUAUGUAACAGGAAAAAUAAUUUUUUACAAUACACUAUAUUUUUUUU
Molecule: messenger RNA, 4149 nt
Organism: Danaus plexippus (monarch butterfly)
Lineage: Eukaryota; Metazoa; Arthropoda; Insecta; Lepidoptera; Nymphalidae
Product: zinc finger protein 26-like
Exons: 4
Coding region: 138-4064 (1308 amino acids)
Biological process (GO): regulation of transcription by RNA polymerase II
Cellular component (GO): nucleus
Molecular function (GO): DNA-binding transcription factor activity, RNA polymerase II-specific; zinc ion binding; RNA polymerase II transcription regulatory region sequence-specific DNA binding
Source: RefSeq, a predicted model, not a curated record